AUGUGCCAAAAUAUUUUUAAAAUUCAAUUUCCAAAAAUAUUCACUGUUACCAUUUAUUUAUUAUUUCUGCCUUUAAUUUGUUUAACAGAAGAAAUUGUAAAGCAUUGUAAUUCUGAUGAUCUCAUUUUUCAAUUUACGCCUUGUGAUCAGAAUGAUAAACGUUGGUUAUUCGCUGUUCCUCGUUCUCACGACUUUCUUUGUACCCCAGAAUCUGUUCCAGCACCUUUACAUGGAUUAAAUUGCAGCGUUACUUGCCCAGCUGGACAUUUUUUGGAAAUGAAUUCACAAAAAUGUAAAUUAUGUAAACCAGGAACAUUCAGUUUGGGUGACCGUGUUCGUUAUGAAGAAUUUGAAUUAACAAAAUUACCAGAAGGGUUUUCUAUUGAAAAUUCCCCGGAUGAAUCAUUUGGGGGAAAAACAAUUAAAUGUGGAGGAGGGGGAGGUUGGAAUAUUGAAGGGAAUCAAUUACGCUAUAGUUGGACACCUUGUGUUUCUACUUUAAGUAUUUCUCUACAUUUAACUAGACCCGGAUUUGCAGAAUUUCAAUAUCAAGUAUCUAGAGAAAGUAAAGGGUUAAUUCAAAUGCUACAAGUUCGGAAUGCACAAUGCCAAAGUUACGGAAAUUCAAAAUCUUUAUUACUUUCACAACAAAAACAUUUAAAUAAAGAAAAUAAAAAUGAAAAAGUUAAUCAACAAGAAGGGGCUGAUAUUCGAGUACAAAGAUUAUCUCUUAGAAGAGGACAAAAUUUAAUUACUUGGACUGUAGCUGUAAAUCCAGUUCUUAGUUCAAGAAUGGAAAUGAUUAGAAUUAUCAGAAUUGAUAUUUCUGGACUUGCAUUUGCACCUGAAUGUUCAUCAUGUCCAGAAGGAACUUUUUCUUCUGUUCAUGGUGCUCAACAUUGUGAGGCUUGUGGAGAGAAUGAAUUUGCCCAGAAAGGGGCAACACAAUGUCAACAAUGUCCACCAAAUAUGUGGGCAGAACCUCGAUCAGAAUUUUGCCAAAAACGUCCAUUUUGUUCUUCUCUCGAUUAUUUCCCUGUCCGUCCAUCAAUUUGUGUUAAUUCAAGUGAAGAAAAUUUAAAAAUAUUCUGGAAAAAAUUAAAUCCCCAAAUUUGUAUUGAUAGUGGAAUUUUAAAUACUUUACCUAAUAAAAAAGAAAAAUGUUUGCCUUGUGGGCCUGAAAUGGAGAGAAAUAAUGCUGGUUAUUGUGAAAAUUGUCCGAAAGGAUUUAUUUCUUCUGGAGAAGGUAAAUGUGUUCCUUGUCCUUCUGGAUCAAUUCCAAAUUAUGGAAUAUUUUUAACAAAUUGGGAUUCCCUUCCACCAGGAAUUGAAUUAAAAAAAGAAUGUGAAUUCCUUUCUGCAGAAAUUCCAAAUGAAUGUCCAGUUAAUCCAUCUUGGAUGUCUUAUGGAAAUAGAUUGGAAAGUGCUACAACUAGAAUGAGAGGGGUUGCUUUGGAAAUUAAUAGUAAAUUCAGAGAAUAUACUAAAAUCAUAGAAAAUAUUUUCUUUUUAGUUAAAUUUAAAGAUGGAUUUUCUUCCCCUUUACAUACAGGAAAAAUAACUAAUGAAAAUCCUUUGGGUAAAAUAUCAAUGGAAGUUUCUCUUCAAUGUAAAGGAAAAUGUCAAUUUUAUAUUGUUCAGAAAAUAGAAAAAGAAAAUUCCCAACAAUUUAUUUUUCCCGAAAAAGAAGAAAAUCUUCAAUUAUUAAAAAUGUUAACCGGAAGUUUAACAAAUAAUUUACUUGUAUUCCCAAUUUUAAAUUCUUCUCCAAUUCAUUUAUUAAUUGCUUUUACGAGAACUAAUGCAAUUUUGGGGAAGGAUGAAAUUAAUGAUAGAGCAAUUAUACAUUCAAUAAAUAUUACAAAUAAUGGGGAUAUAUCUACAACUAAUAAUUUGUGUAUUAAAUGCCCUAUUUAUGAAGAUGGAAAAUGUAAACCAUGUCCUUCUGGGGAAUAUUUUGAUAAAAAGAAAUGUACUCGUUGUCCUCCAAACACAAUCCUUAACCAAUCUAUUUAUUUAUUAUCAAAUAUUAAUUUAAAUAAUUCCAACAAAAUUCCCUGUUCAAAAUGCCCAAAAUAUUUUCAAAAUUCUGAAGACGGACUUUUUUGUGAAUUUUCUGGUAAAUUUGAAUUGGAAGAGGAAGAUGGAAUUAAUUCAAAAAUUAAUUUUGAUUUAAGUUUAUUAAAAGGAAUUCCCCUUUCUGCAAAGGGAAUUAAAAUAUUUGUCCGUGAUGGACAAUCAUUUACUCAUAUUUUUAAUUUUUCUUUAUUUCCAAAUUACCCAAUUAAAUGUAAAGAUUCAAUUCCAACAAAAAGACAAAUUGAAGAUGAAAAAGAAGAAGAAGAAAAUAAUGCUUUAUUUUGUCGUUCUGCAGUUGUUCCUAUUUUUGGGAAAGAAACAAAUAAAAGUAGUGAAGGGGAAGAAGAAUUUGUGUAUAUUUCAUCUACAAUAAUUUCAAAUAAAUUGGUUAUGAUUAGUAAACAGAGAGAAUAUGGAGGGUUUAAACUUUCUGAUGAACAAUUAGAAUAUGGCAAGUUUUGGGAAUUAAUUCAACCAAAUACAAAAACUCAACGUCCUUUGGAUAUUCAUUUCUUUUUUGAAUCAACAAAUAUUUUAAUUGAAUGUCCAAAUGGAACUAUGGCUGCUGUAACUGUUAGAUGUGAUCCAAGUAUUGUUACUAAACCUUUAGUUCGUUUAUCGCGUCAUUGUCCAGAUGGAACUUGUGAUGGUUGUCUUUAUCAUGCUAUUGUGGAAAGUGCUUUGGCUUGUCCUGUUUGUAAUGAAAAGGACUUUCAAACAAUUCGAGGAGAAUGUAUUAACGACAUUCAAAAAGUGCACACAAUCCCCUCUAAACACUGUGUUAUUUCUGGUGCCCAAAGUCAUGAAAGGGAAGAACCUUGCCGAACAAUUAUUUCAUCAAAUCUUCGUUUAAUAUUAUCAUUAACAAUUAUUUUAAUUUUAAUUCUUUUAUUAAUUAUUUGUGCAAUUUAUAGAAGAAAUAAAACACUUGAAUAUCGUUAUAUGAGAUUAAUUGAAGGAAAAGAUAUGGAUAAUUCUGCAAGAAGUUGUGCUUUAAAUAAUAGUGAUCAAGAAGAUUCUGAAGAAGAAAAUAACGAAGGGGAGGUAAAAGAAAUAAAUAAAGAAUUUAAAAGGAAUUUUAAUUUUAAAGGAGAUAAUUACUAA
Molecule: messenger RNA, 3183 nt
Organism: Meloidogyne enterolobii
Lineage: Eukaryota; Metazoa; Nematoda; Chromadorea; Rhabditida; Meloidogynidae
Source: the annotation of a GenBank genome assembly